UUUUUUUGAAAGAAAUUGCGAAUUCCCAAACAGAAAGUAGUUAGUUUCUAGUCGGAGAAUUAAUCUUAUGGUUUAGACAUGCUUUUAUGUGUAAUCCAAAUCGAGGAUGAUUUGAAAAUAUGACAUGGAAAGCCCCUCUGCAGCUAUGUGCAUCCAUUCUUGCUGGUGCUGGUCUCAUGACGUGGGAAAUUGUUCAUAACAUCGAAAGUCUCCUUAUUAAAGAAGACAACAGAAUCAAUAAAGGCUUCGAUUUUACCACUGAUGAAAUUGCAGAUAGCAGUCAUGAUUUAGCUGAGUGUUUGCAAGUACCUUGGCUUGAUGAAGCUUGGAAAUUUACAGAUACAGAAGAUUGGCAAAAAACAUUGUGGUCAAUUGUACCAAGCAGCUUGAUAUUGCAGUUCUCCAAAGCUCUAUCAUCUCCCCUGGCCCUUCGUUUGUCAGUACCUCAGAAGUUCCUUGCUUUUCUUCAGGAGUUUGAUGAUGAUGAUGUGAGGAUACUUGGAACACAAGUGCUGGCUUCCCUUAAGAUUCAUGAUGAAGUGAAAACUCAGGAGCUGAAUGAACUUGUGGCAUCAUGUGAUAACAGGAUUCUGAUUGGUUUAGCCAGGUUACCUGGACUCGAUACCAGGCUUCUUGGUGUGCACCGAACAGAAUUAAGGGCUGAUGCACCACCUGAGUCAAUCGAGAGUGACCUGAAAGCCUUGCUUCUUAAGUUACCUCUUACUGGCCUAGAUCCUUGUACGACAUGGUUUACCCGGAAUGCAAUACUGACUGGCAAAUCAGCAAGCCAGCAUCGUAGACCAGUAUUUUGGAGUUUCAGUGGAGAAAGUCUGUCCUUUGCUCACAGUCUCAGUUCUAUGCCAGCAGAACAGGUGGAACUGUACUACCUCAAAGCUCUAAACAGGCACUCAGUGGUUCCUAGUCAUCGAUCCCUAAUGGUGGAGAGUGGGGUUUUGGAUGUGAUAUCUCGUGAGAUCAAAAAUCGAUUCCACAGCCUUAGAAUCAAACGUGAAAUUGGCCUAUUACUUGGAAAUUUGGCUUUAGAGGAAAGUACCCAUGACAGCAUGGUGGAACAAGGGCUCUUACCACUUUUACGUUCCUGGUUGUAUUCCGAUGACUUGGCUUUGUUCAGUCACGCUGUCCGAACACUGGCCAAUCUUGACAGAGACUUCUGCAAAGACGAGACUUACGAGGACGGAGUUUACUUGCUUCAUCCUCAGGGACGGCACUCUAGUUCCAGUAUCGAUGCCGACGUGGUAUUCGUUCAUGGCCUCCGCGGUGGUCCUUUCAUGACCUGGCGACAACAAGAAGAAAAAGGUGUCAAGAAUUCUGGUACGGACUGCUGGCCUAAGUCCUGGUUGGUUGGGGACAUUCCCAGCAUACGGGUUCUUAUGCUUGAAUAUGAUACGUCACUGUCGCAUUGGGUGGCCCAAUGUCCCCAGAAACCUGAAACUCAGUCCUUGUUGUAUCGAAGUGAAGAGAUAAGAAGGAAGCUGCGCAAGGCAGGAGUCGGCAAGAGACCAGUUAUAUGGAUUGUUCAUUCAAUGGGAGGGCUACUUGUGAAGCAACUUUUGUUGGAUGCGGAGAAAGACGACGAAUUUCGGAGCAUGUGCGACAACACGAAGGGAAUCGUGUUUUACAGCACUCCUCAUCUUGGUUCUGCUUUGGCAUCAUACUCAACCCAGGCCAGCCAUCUUCUCCUUCCCUCAGUUGAAGUUAAAGAGCUAUGCCAGAAAUCACCGUUUUUGGCCACUCUUCAUGAAAAUUUUCUCUCCUUGGUCCAGCGACAUCCAGUCAAGUUACUAAGCUUUGGAGAGACUAUGCCAGUGAAGCUGUCAUGGAUGUUACAAACAAUACUUGUUACUAAUGACUCUGCAGAUUUAGGUGUCGGCGAAUUUUUACCACUUGAUGUGGACCACGUUGAUAUAUGCAAACCCAGCAGCAAGACUGACGAAAGAUACACGAAGACCGCCCAAUUUAUACAGAAUCUGAUAGCAAAAUAACUUAUUUUUAGGACUCAUUAUGCGUAUUCCUAACAAAGAUCUUUUGUGGUAUCGAGUUUAAUCAUUAGCAUGAUGUUAUUACUUAUAACUCUUUACAUUCUGUCAAUUGCGAGCCAAGAACUUAAGCUAAGGAUGUUAAAAGUUUAAUUAAGAUUAGCAUCUCAGUGGCUUCUCAUUAAUAAGAGAAAAAACCUCAUGAAGCUUACAUUGGCGUGCUCUACUCUAUUAUUUUUUUGUUUUCUAGAUUUUGUUGUUAUCCAUUAUUAGCUUUUAUUCCGUCUCUUUUAAUGUACCACUUCCAAUGAAUACGUUUUCAAAACAGUUGUUUUAUUUCCAUUUUUACAAUGUUUUCCCACAUUAUAUUUACCUUUACAAAGCAAAUAAGGGGAGCUAAACACCGAUCGUUCUAUAUGGAUAAAAAGAACUGCGUAGGUUAGUACAACAGUAAGGGGUAUUGCAUCACUUGUUAUUUGCUCGUUUCUUUGUGUGUUCUGGACUGUGGAGCUUGUUCAGUUGUUUGGUGCGUGAGCCAAUUCUUUAGCUGGAAUUUCCCCCUUUUCCGAAAACCAAGGAAACAAGAAAAUCGACAGUUGGAAGAUCACCAAUAGUUUGGAGAGUGCUGUAGAAAUGCCUUUUCACAAGAGAUUAUUGUAAUCUCUUGCUUUUCAUGAAGUUAAAAAUUCCGGCUUCAUGUUGUUAAAAACCAGUUUUCACCUCUGUUUGAAGAUAAUUUUUUUAAAAUUAGCGGAGUUGAUAAUGAAACUUGGCCACCAUAAAGAGUUUCUAAGGCUUCGUCAGAGCGAAGGGUUAGCGUCUGACGAAAGGCUAACGCUCGAAGUGUUAGCUUUAUAAACUCUUCAUGGAGGCUGAAUUACCAUGUCAAUUUAGUUGAUAAAACUGAAUUCUCUUGUUUUACUCCCCCACCAACGCAGCACCACAGUUUGUUUAGAAACUUACCCUAUUUAUUCACCCCCUGUGUCCUGUUGAAUUUUCUCCAGGUGGUGAACAAUAAAAGCACACGUAAAAACAA
Molecule: messenger RNA, 3033 nt
Organism: Pocillopora damicornis (cauliflower coral)
Lineage: Eukaryota; Metazoa; Cnidaria; Anthozoa; Scleractinia; Pocilloporidae
Product: protein SERAC1
Source: RefSeq, a predicted model, not a curated record